Molecule: messenger RNA, 2074 nt
Organism: Megalopta genalis
Lineage: Eukaryota; Metazoa; Arthropoda; Insecta; Hymenoptera; Halictidae
Source: RefSeq, a predicted model, not a curated record
GUUCAAACUGGAAGACAAAGUACCGAAUGCGCAGAAUUUUUCUAAAGCACAGACCGAACAAAGCUUCAUUUUUGCUCCACUAGAGGCAUCCACUUUUGCUUCUACAUAUGAUAAUGCAGGACCGGUUAAAAACAUUAAUUAUGGCAUAUAUAAUUAGGACAAAAAGAAGAUGGCCAAAGGCAUGGAGCUCAGAAGAAUUUACUGUAUCGAUAUCAUGUAAAAAAGAUUUAUAACAACAUUCAUAUAAUAGCCAAUCAAAUUUAAAUAUUUAAUUAUAUUUUGCAUUGUUCUUAUUUGUUUUUUUUUAGAUCAUAUCGAUGCAGCAGAUUCUUCUGAACAGUUCUGUUGCCUUGGUUUACGUUUUGAUCGUUCAAUUUUGUUAUAAUUAAUGUUUCUACGUGACACUGCUGUGUGUAUACAUGAACGAUUGUGACACCUCUUGUGGAGAAAAAAUAAGGCUUUGUUCGAGGUUCAUACAGCGCUAAUUGCGGUAGUGGUAAAACGCCCAAACUGUUAGUCAAAUUACCAGCAGUUGACUUCGGUUAACAGUUUAAGCAUUUUGCCGCUACUCCAAUCGGUGCUGUAUGGACUUAGAACAACGCGGGGUCACUGAAAAACAUUAAUGAUGGCGUUAUAAGAACAUACAAAAAUUCACCGUGGAUAGAGAAUUGUUCAGGAGAAUCUAGUGCACUCAUAUAAUGCGAAGAAAGCUGGCUACAACAUCGUAAAACAUAAUUAAUUAACACAAUAGUCAAUAAAAUUUCAAGGAGCAAUUACAAUGUUGUCGUCUACAUUUUUUAUACAAUAUCGAUGCAAUAGAUUCUCCUAAACAUUCCUGUGGUUUUGUUUUAUUUUAUUAUGUCCUAAUUUUGCCAUAAGUAAUGUCUUACGAUGAUCCUGAAUUGUGUAUGUAUGUGACGAUAUGUGCCACAGCACACGUUUGAAAACCCAUAAAUAGACGCGAUUAUGACAGUCUGUGAUAUGAAAUCAAUGAGCAGUAUCACCACGAAUGCUCAUUACAGAGGUCUAAUAGGUACUUUUAUUGGCGCAUUGACAAAGAUAGGAGAUGAUAGAAGCAUGCAUCGACUGAUACAAAUUGGUACUCGAGCAAGCAAUUUCUAUAAUUAGCUAUAUUUUAUCAGGUGAAGAAUGAAUAAUCCUGCGAUCGAACGUGGCAUUCUUCAUAGAUAAAUGGAGUGAAGCAAAUUACAUCGCGUCUUCGCAGCGCCGUCAUCGAGCGAUAACUUGUCUGCAACUAUGUAUAGCCAGACUUUGUCGUCGAUACGGAUAUGUAUAACCGUUACAAUUUAACGAAUUACGUAAGUCAAGGAUGUUAUCUGAGAGUUUUCUGAACUAUUAAUAAUCAAUCGUUAAGCGUAUUUUAGGUCGUGCCAGUGUCUUGUCAGACGCGAGAACGUCUGUACCACGUUUGAAAAUUAGCCGUUCGCUGACAGAAUUAUGAGCAACGAAAAUAUCGAGAGAACGGUUCUCGCGCUCUACGGUCAAGGUAGAUGGGAAGAUAUCGCCAAUCUCGAAUGUAGUUCGAACGAAUUUGAGAAAUGUCGAUUAUUCUGGGUUCUGCCAACCGUGAACGAUCUACGUUGGAUCAAAGAAUUAAUGGAGAAGAACCACGUGGUUGGAUUGACAAGUGUAGGGUGCGGAACUGGAUUAUUUGAGUGGUUGUUUGAAACGUAUUCUGGGUUGGAAGUUGCCGGCAUAGAAUUGGACCGAUCAUGGUGGUGCAGCAAGUAUUCUCCACCUUUGUUUUUGAGCAAUGUGUCGCUCGUUCGCGGCGGCAACACAAAAGAUAUACGCGUGCCGGAAAACCACGCCAUUCUGUUUUGUUAUUUUAACAACGGACCGGCGUUUUGCGAGUACGUCGAGAAUUACAAAGGGAAGUUGAUCUUCGUGAUCGGACCUGAAGAGAAUCAACACCGUUGGACCGACCCGAUGCCUUUCGACGAAAAGUUUCACGAAUUUGGUUGGCAGCUGUUAGGCGAUAAAAAAAUUGAACGAACCGACGAUUACAUCACGGUCUACGGUAGACGAUGAACAUUUCAAAUUGUCCGAUCUG